Messenger RNA from Boeremia exigua, 1457 nucleotides. RefSeq lists its product as uncharacterized. NCBI's taxonomy places the organism in Eukaryota, Fungi, Ascomycota, Dothideomycetes, Pleosporales, Didymellaceae. The transcript is spliced from 2 exons. The record is from RefSeq and is a predicted model, not a curated record. Bases 27 to 1148 code for a protein of 373 amino acids.
CGUUCGCUAUUGCAGCCGUCAGUUCGAUGGCUUUGCAACCAAGCAGAGCGGACCAAUAUAUAUAUCUUACAUAUCGCGAUACUUUUUGUGGCAGCAAAGCCCGUGUGCGGGAUCGCAAGGUCAUCCGUAAUAUCGUCCUUAAACACUGGGCUCAAUCUGGGACUCCUCCUGACGAACAACAUCUCGACAAGACAAUCUCUGUGUUGAAGACGCUUCUUAAAGACCGCGUCUUCGAGUUCGAAAGGCGAGCAAGGAAGGCUUUCCCAGAUCUCUUUGCCAAAUCGCCUCAAUCACCGCAUGCUGUCGCGCGUUCAAGCAUUAAUGGCGUAACGUCGAAUGAAUCCAAGAACACUGAUCACAGAAGGUGCAAAGACAACAUCACAAGUCUAGACCCUCAAGUAUCAUAUGGAGCUCCAACCGUUGAGUCGCAACUUAUACAAUUCCCUUACGAAGCCCAGCACCAUGUGCUAUCACGGGUACAGCGACUGCUGGAAGAAACCUGCUUCUGCUUCAUGGAAAGAUGGUUUCCUUCCACGCUCGUUCUGAACAAUUGGACCUGUGCAGCUGCCAUCGAGCUGACGAAAUCCCUCUCAAUCAUCAAAAAUUAUCUCCACAUGCUUCCUCCCGGCUGCAUGGAUAUUCCAAAACAAUCUUUAUUCCUGGAAAUCGCUCCAGACAUUGCCCAACUUCGUCAUACUGCGGUACAUCGGCUGCACCUACAACAAGAUAAAUUCUUGCAACAGAUUGACUGUGCCCGUACACUAGCAGGUCUCCUGCAACAUUCUGAUAACCAGAAUUUACUGCAAACUUUGCACAGCCAAGUGGACGCACAAGCUAAGAAGCUGGAGUACGAUUCAAAAAUUGUGAAGCAAAAGGCGGACUGCAUACUUUCUCAGCUGUCAACCCAAAGAGAGGUACUUGCGCAGAGGGAACAGCAAUUGCGCGACUUUGUUGCAAAAAGAUUUGUUGAACUUGCAGCGGUAGCGGGAAGGGAGCUUUUGGAACCUUACAAAGCUGUCCCAUCUACUGGCGGUUCAAAAAACUUGCAAAAGUGUGAUGGAGCUCACAAGACAAUUGGUUUUGGAGCGGUUGUUGACGAAAAUGAUAUUGAAAGUGAUGAGGAUCGAUUGCAAGCGGAGCUAGGGUGAAUGAUUACUCGUGCGAGGCUCCAACCCUUUCGGUGUACGGAAGUUGUGAGGAUAAAUACGCCAAUCAACUACCUUUCACUCACUCGCUUCUAAGAGUCGGGAUUCAAACGACUAUGUUACCUAAGGCUAUGAAAUUCAUUUAGGUUGCGCAAUGUGAACCCUUGGCCUGAACGGCGAUCGCAAUUUGCCAAAAGGAUUUCGUUUUGGAAUACCGGUAGACCAAAAGCCGUUACUGUUUGCGUUGCGCAACGCGACGUUCUAACAUUCAAGCUAGCUCUGCCUCAAUAACACUUUCCACAGAGUGAGGUG